AUGUCUCGAGCUCAAGACGCCGUUGGUCUGCUGCGUGGCCUUAAACUGGUAGCGGAUGCAGCAGGUAAAUCACAGGGCGAGUAUGCCAAACAUUUGUGGGCCAACUCCAGUGUGCGGGAGGUGCUCGAACAACAACUCGCGACGGGUGAACAAUCCGUGAAGCAAAUUAUUAACAAUCCAACAAAAGAGCUCGAAAAGGCUGGAGGUAUUCUGCGAGAAACGAUCGAACGUACCGCGGUUGUUGCAGAGGGCCUGCGUCAGCUUACUGUGGCUACAAUGCCAAAAGUUGGACCGCUCUCGGCAGAUGCCUUCAUGGGUGCCGGCAAUCGUCCCGCUGGUUCCACAGGCGCGCCUAGCUACGAACCAUUCAAUGACAUUGGUAGCCUGGAUAUCUCCAAGAUAACAUUGAAGGAGCUGGAAUCGAUUCUUUCCGAGCACAGCAAAAAUCGCGAAGUAAAAUUAAGUUUAGACAGUAACAAGCCGUCCCCCAGUAAGAGAGAUGAUCCAAAAGUGGUCACUGCCGCACCCGCUCUGACAAAAACUGAUCUACCUCUAGAACGACCACGUGAUACGAAACCUCUUACCCAGGAUGUGGAGCAGAUACAAAAGAUGAUGAAUUUUGUUUCCACGUAUGAUAAGAACCCAACAGCAAAGCCACAGCCAUCAGCUCCCCAAGCGAAUCCGCAACAACCGAUCGAUCUACCUCAGCUCAGUACCGUUGCGAAGCAACGCAAGGUUCCUUCGUCUCGAGUGGCGCGUAUGGCAUCCUUCGGUGGACUUUUUGCUGGCUUGGGACUGGGUACGGUUAAUGAACUCGCCAAAGGUGCACUCGGAAUAGGAGGCACGUUGGACAUGAAGCAAGCUCUCCUAAGUCCCAGCAACGCGGAACGUAUCGUAGACACGCUGUGCCGAGUGCGCGGUGCAGCACUGAAAUUGGGUCAGAUUCUCAGCAUCCAGGACUCAAACAUUGUGUCUCCCCAGCUGGUGAAAGCGUUUGAACGGGUGCGACAAGCCGCCGAUUACAUGCCAGAUUGGCAGGUGAAGAAGCAACUCGUCGCCGAGCUCGGCAAAGAUUGGCGUACGAAACUGCAGAGCUUCGACCUGAAACCGUUCGCCGCCGCCUCGAUCGGACAGGUGCACCGAGGCGUCCUGACCGACGGUGUGACGGAGGUGGCCAUCAAAAUUCAAUACCCAGGCGUGGCGAAAAGCAUCGAAAGUGACAUCGACAACCUGGUGUCGAUGUUGAAGGUUUGGGAUGUGUUUCCGGCGGGCGUUUUUAUCGACAACGUGGUGGCGGUUGCGAAGCGGGAACUUGCCUGGGAGGUGGACUACACGCGCGAAGCGGAAUACACGGAAAAGUUCGCCGAAAUGAUUCGACAUAUGCCCGAGUAUCGAGUACCGCGCGUUAUCAAGGAGCUGACAUCGAAAAAUGUGCUAACCACGGAGCUCGUUCCGGGAGUUCCCAUGGAUCGGUGCUUUGAUCUAAGUCAAGAGCAUCGUGAUCAUAUCGCACAUUGCGUCAUGCAAUUGUGCCUGAACGAACUGUUUACCUUCCGGUGCAUGCAAACAGACCCGAACUGGUCCAACUUCCUUUACGACGCCUCCACGAAGCAGCUGAUGUUGAUUGACUUUGGUGCGACACGCUUCUACCAGAAAGCAUUCAUGGACGAUUACUUAAAGGUUAUUAUUGCGGCCACGAAAAAUGAUCGACAGAAAAUACUGGAACUGUCCCGCAAGAUGGGUUUCCUUACCGGCUACGAAACAGCGGCGAUGGAAAAUGCUCACAUUGACGCCGUGCUCAUCCUGGGCGAGGUGUUUAGCGUGCCGGGCGAGUUUGAGUUCGGUCGCCAGAGCACAACCAAGAAAAUCGCCGCCCUCGUGCCGGUGAUGAUCGCCCACAGGCUGUGCCCACCGCCGGAAGAGAUCUACUCGUUGCACCGAAAGCUAUCCGGUGUGUUCCUGUUGUGCGCUCGGUUGAACGCCAAAAUCGACUGCAAGCCGAUGUUCCGCGAGAUCACGCAGAACUACAAGUUUGACUAAGUACGACUCCUAGGUGUGUUCGUUUGCUACGAUUCGAGAAGAAUAAAACCAACCGAAUCCGUUUUCUGUUGAGAUUUGUAUUAUUUAAAAGGCACUAGUUCGUUGCACAUCUCAUAUGUUGAUG
Messenger RNA from Anopheles nili, 2164 nucleotides. It is a transcript of the gene Coq8, whose product is annotated as atypical kinase COQ8B, mitochondrial. Gene Ontology annotation, molecular function: kinase activity. The record is from RefSeq and is a predicted model, not a curated record. NCBI's taxonomy places the organism in Eukaryota, Metazoa, Arthropoda, Insecta, Diptera, Culicidae. Gene Ontology annotation, biological process: ubiquinone biosynthetic process. Gene Ontology annotation, cellular component: extrinsic component of mitochondrial inner membrane. Bases 1 to 2040 code for a protein of 679 amino acids. The transcript is spliced from 3 exons.